CGAUACCAUACAAAAUCUUCUGAUGUGCCUGUCUUUGUGCUUAUACAUUUGUGGCAAUUUGGUAUUCAAUAUUUAUAUAUCUGAAAUGUAGUUUUACCACAGUAGUUUCUCUCCAAAAUGUGUUUGUUUUUUAUGCUUGAAAUGUAGGGUUUGGAUUUUUGCUCUAUUCUUUAGCUUUAGAUGUUUGGUUGGUAAAAAUUGUGAAAUAAUCCCAAAGUAAUACAGAGAUUUUCUAUAUCAGUCAGAAAUUUCUAUUUGGAGAAAUAAUCCCAAACUUUUGUUCCUUUGAUAGAGAGGUUCAAUAUUGGCUAUAAUGCGAUCUCUCUGGCAUUACCCUUGAAAAUUUUCUAUUACAAAGUAAAGUCAUUUCAUGAAUAAUGUGUUUUCUUGAUUACCUUUUGGUACAACUGUCAGCAAACUAAAGACAAAGAAAUGUUACAAACCUUUUGUUUGUUUCUCAUUGGCUCAUAGCUUGAGGUCUAUGUGUGAUUUUGGUAUCCAAUGUUUUCUUGUUAUAGCUUAAGAGAAUGUUUUCAAACUUUUUUCAACAGAUACAAUCUUAGUAAUCACACUUGAGUAUUUUUCUUAACUGGUUUUGUUUCUUGGCAUCUUCAUUUCAGGGUCUAUAUUUCUCUGAGGAAUUGGAUUCUUAUAGAAGUUAAACCGCAGAGCUUCUUCUAUCCAAUAGUCCUCUGAGAAUCGUCGAUAUAGUUUGCUGAUAUAGUUGUUAUGGACAUGAAAUCUGGUCACUCGUCUCCUGUAAUGACUGAUUCUCCACCAAUAAGCAACUCAAGAUUAACCAUUCGUCAGAAUAGACUUCCUUACUCAUCAGCAGCAGCCACGGCUAUCUCACAGAACAACAAUCUCUUACUAACCGUUCCAAGAAAGAAAACUGGGAUCCUUGAUGAUGUUAAGUCUAAUGGUUGGCUUGAUGCGAUGAAAUCUUCUUCUCCUCCUCCUACAAUACUUAACAAAGAUAACUUAAGCAAUGAUGCUACGGAUAUGACUUAUCGCGAAUGGAUGCAGCUCAAGUAUCCAUCAGCUCUUACCUCUUUUGAGAAAAUCAUGAGUUUUGCAAAAGGCAAAAGAAUAGCAUUGUUUCUUGAUUAUGACGGGACACUUUCGCCUAUUGUUGAGGAACCUGAUUGUGCAUACAUGUCAAGUGCUAUGCGUAGUGCAGUGCAAAAUGUUGCCAAGUAUUUCCCUACCGCGAUCAUUAGUGGAAGAAGCCGGGAUAAGGUGUAUGAGUUUGUUAAUUUGAGUGAACUUUAUUACGCCGGAAGCCAUGGAAUGGACAUCAUGAGUCCCGCAGGAGAAUCUUUAAACCAUGAACAUAGCCGUACUGUAUCAGUUUACGAACAGGGGAAAGAUGUAAAUCUAUUCCAGCCUGCUAGCGAGUUUCUCCCGAUGAUCGAUAAGGUGCUUUGUUCUCUUAUAGAGAGUACAAAAGAUAUCAAAGGGGUAAAAGUAGAAGACAACAAGUUCUGCAUCUCUGUGCAUUACCGCAAUGUAGAAGAAAAGAACUGGACAUUGGUUGCACAGUGUGUAGAUGAUGUCAUCAGAACAUAUCCAAAACUACGGCUAACACAUGGCCGGAAGGUUUUAGAGAUCCGUCCUGUGAUUGACUGGGACAAAGGGAAAGCUGUGACAUUUCUACUUGAAUCACUCGGCCUAAACAACUGUGAGGAUGUUCUUCCAAUCUAUGUUGGGGAUGAUCGAACAGACGAAGAUGCAUUUAAGGUACUACGAGAUGGACCAAACCACGGUUAUGGUAUAUUAGUCUCUGCUGUGCCUAAAGACAGCAAUGCCUUUUACUCGCUUCGUGACCCGUCUGAGGUGAUGGAGUUUCUGAAGUCAUUGGUGACAUGGAAGAGAUCAAUGGGUUAAAGUAGAAGAAGAAGAUGUAGAAGAAAAGUGGUUAACGUUAAUAUAUAUUACAAAUAUGCAAGUUAGAGGUUUAUUGUUACUUUUCGGCUUUAUACAAAAACUACCGUUGAGAUUUAACUUAACGGUAUCGGAGGAGAGAUCACAUGAUGGCUUAAAACAUGCCGGAGAUACUUUUUCCGACCAAUCUCUUUAUCUUCUACAACUGUAAAUUCCUCCAUCUCCGGAUUAAUUCAAGACAUUUUUG
Molecule: messenger RNA, 2131 nt
Organism: Arabidopsis thaliana (thale cress)
Lineage: Eukaryota; Viridiplantae; Streptophyta; Magnoliopsida; Brassicales; Brassicaceae
Gene: ATTPPA
Product: Haloacid dehalogenase-like hydrolase (HAD) superfamily protein
Exons: 11
Coding region: 730-1887 (385 amino acids)
Biological process (GO): trehalose biosynthetic process
Molecular function (GO): trehalose-phosphatase activity
Source: RefSeq, marked reviewed